This is a messenger RNA of Drosophila innubila, 1489 nucleotides long. RefSeq names its product ubiquitin thioesterase OTU1 (gene Yod1). The transcript has a single exon. Bases 144 to 1208 code for a protein of 354 amino acids. The record is from RefSeq and is a predicted model, not a curated record. Gene Ontology annotation, cellular component: cytosol; nucleus. NCBI's taxonomy places the organism in Eukaryota, Metazoa, Arthropoda, Insecta, Diptera, Drosophilidae. Gene Ontology annotation, biological process: protein deubiquitination; endoplasmic reticulum unfolded protein response. Gene Ontology annotation, molecular function: cysteine-type deubiquitinase activity.
AAAUAGCUAAGUUGGCAACAGUGUACAAUAAAAAGACACUUUGACAAACUAAAUUAAGUCAAAAUUCCAAAAUACUCGAAAUUUUAAAACAAAAAGUAGCAAUACCAUUUUUGGCAAGCAUACGAAAUAAAGAAUAAUCAAAAAUGACUGGUUCAUUUAGUGUGAAGCUGAAAUCGAAAAAAGGUCAAUUCAUAGUGAAUGACCUUAACGAGAGCACAACUUUGGCGGAGCUGAAAAGGCGGAUAGCGCAGGUGACGCAAAUCAAGGAGCCACAGCUGCAUGUGCUUGUGGGCUAUCCACCACGGCCGCUGAAUCUCACCGAGGAGGAGCAGCAGCAGCGAAAUAUAAUCGCCGCUGGCAUUAACAGAGGAGAGACGCUGAUUGUGGAAGAGAGAGCAGGAGGGGAAGCGUCAGCGUCAAGCAUUGCGGAUGACGAAGCCCUGGCGCGUCGUCUGCAGGCCGAGGAAGAUGCCGAACAUUUGCGUCAGGUGGCAACCACAGCCAAUGGCGAAGUGCUGCCUGAUAUCGAUAUUGCACCCAUCCCUCCUCCCCCUGUGUCCACCGCACCCGCACCCCUGGAAGCAGGCCCCAAUGGUGACUUCAAUGGCAUACUGCUGAAAAAGGUGGUGCCGGCGGAUAACUCGUGUUUGUUUACAAGCAUACGCUUCGUGCUGAAUGGCAAAGUGGACAACGAGGGCAGCGAAAUGAUGCGCCAUAUAAUUGCCCAGGAAGUGGCUGCCGAUCCGCAGCAAUAUAAUGAUGCUGUGCUGGGUAAGUCGAAUGCCGAAUACUGCACCUGGAUACAAAAGGCCGAUUCCUGGGGUGGCGCCAUCGAGGUAUCGAUACUGUCCAACUACUAUGGCAUCGAAAUUGAUGUGGUCGACAUACAAAACGCCAUCAUCAAUCGCUUCGGCGAGGACAAGAACUUUGGCCUGCGUGUGUUCCUACUCUUCGAUGGCAUCCACUACGAUCCACUCUACAUGGAGACCACACAGAGCACGGCACCAGCUACCAUAUUUCCCGUGGAGGAACUGGCCGUCUAUCAGCAGGCAGAGCAGCUGGCAAAUGAAGCCAAAUCAUCGCGCCAAUUCACCAAUGUGGAUAAAUUCAAUCUACGCUGUCUGCAGUGCGAUCUGAUGCUGGUGGGUCAGGCACAGGCUCAACAGCACGCCAAGGCAACCGGACACGCCAAUUUCGGGGAGAUUUAAUACGUGCUUAUCUUUGGCACCAUUUAUAUUCUGGCCUUUAUUGUGUUUGCCUAUUAUAUACUCAACACCUAGAAGAGAUCGGGAUCCAGAUCGACUCGAGUCCCAGAGUAAUGCAAAAAAUAAAGCCAUUUAAUUACUUGCCUGCAGCUUAUUUAACAAAUUCUUUAGCAAAAUGUUUUCUACAAAUCUUCUGUUAUUAAUUUAUUUAAAAACUGUCUACACCCAUGCAACUGUCAUUUGAUUUUUGGAGUAUAAUAAAGUUCCAUUCAUUAAACUCGCAA